UUGGUUGGAAUGUCCGAAGCAACUAUAGUUGAUUACAUGAUCGCUGAAGCACAAUAUGCUAAAAGUAGAGAGUCCUUACGUGAAACGUUGAGUGAGUUACCACAAACUGCAGAAGCUCAGCGAUUCAUUAAUGAACUUUUUGAUAGAGUUCCUCGAAAGAGUUCAUCAAAUACUUUAAAUGGUUGGGAAAGUGAUCAAGAAGAUAAAUCUAUUAAAAAUACGGAAAUUAAAGAUGAAUCAGAAGAUGAGUACAUAAAAGAAGAAAAUGAAAAAAUUCAAGAUAUAAAAGAAAGAGAUGAAUACGCUAAACGUUUAAGAGAAAAAGAUAAGGAAAGAACGAAAAAGCUUGUAGAAGAUCGAUCAUCAAAAGCAGAUAGUGAAACUGCUAAACGGAGAAAUCUUGCUGAUGAUUCUGAAGCACGUAAACAACUUCUUCCAGAAAUUCGUGAAAGAUCACGACAAACUUACCUAAAAGAUCGAACAGAUAAACAAUUACAAAUGUUAGAAUUAAGUGUUCUUGAUGAGGAUAUGUUGUUUAAAGAUGAAAAACUUUCUAAAAGGGAAAGAAGGGAGCUUGAAACAAAAAAAGAAACUUUAAGAUUAACGAAAGAGAGACUUAGCCUUUCUGGAAAGACUGAUGAAUACUCAAUGCCAGAAGAUCGUGACCCAAGUAAAUUUGUCACCGAUCAAGAUCAAUGGGAACAAACUCAAAUAGUAAAAUCUCAAUUAAAAGUUGGUGCUCAAGAUAGAAUAAAAGAAGAGGAGGAUUAUAGUUAUGUUUUUGAUGAUCAAGCCAUUGAUUUUCUUGAUUGGGAUUGGAAAUCGAAUGAUAAAGAAGAUGAAACGAUGGCUAAAAUUGAUGAAGCUGAACGAAAGGCAAAAACGAUCGAGGAAACGCGCAAGUCUUUGCCCAUAUUUUCUUUUAGAGAAGACUUACUUAAUGCUAUAAAGGAAUACCAAACUUUGGUGAUUGUUGGUGAAACGGGGUCAGGAAAGACUACACAAUUGCCUCAAUAUCUAUAUGAAGCAGGCUAUACAAAAGGAGGGAAAAAAGUUUGUUGUACACAACCAAGGAGAGUUGCUGCAAUGAGUGUUGCCGCUCGUGUAGCUGAAGAAAUGGGUGUAAAACUUGGAUAUGAGGUUGGAUACGCGAUUAGGUUCGAGGAUUGUACUUCAGACAAAACUAUAAUUAAAUAUAUGACCGACGGUACUCUUCUCCGUGAAUUUUUAUCCACACCUUUAUUAGAUGAUUAUAAUUGUUUAAUAAUCGAUGAGGCACACGAAAGAACUUUACAUACUGACAUCCUAUUCGGAUUAGUAAAGGAUAUUGCCCGUGUAAGGCCUGAUCUCAAACUUAUAAUAUCAAGUGCUACUUUAGAUGCUCAAAAGUUUGCAGAAUACUUUGAUGCUCCAAUUUUCAAUACACCUGAAGCAAAUUAUGUAUCCGCUGCCAUUACUACGGUAAUGCAAUUGCACAUUUCACAAAAGAAUGGUGACAUAUUGGUUUUCCUUACGGGACAAGAUGAAAUUGAAGCUGUGCAAGAAAGUUUACAACAUACCUGUAGGGUUCUUGGAAGCAAAAUACGUGAACUUAUAAUAUGUCCUAUAUAUGCGAACCUUCCUCCUGAUAUGCAAAAUAAAAUUUUCGAACCAACACCUCCUGGAGCUCGAAAGGUAUUUUAUAUAUAUGUUAAGAAAUAUGCUACCAAUAUAGCCGAAACUUCAAUUACUAUUGAUGGUGUUACAUUUGUUAUUGAUCCAGGUUUUGUUAAACAAAAUGUAUACAGUCCAAAAACAAGAAUGGAAUCAUUGUUAGUUGUUCCAUGUUCAAGAGCUUCAGCAGUUCAGAGAUCUGGAAGAGCUGGACGUGUUGGACCAGGUCAUUGUUUUAGAUUAUAUACUCAACAUGCGUUUCACAACGAGUUGGAAGAAAACACUGUUCCUGAAAUUCAAAGAACUAAUUUAGCUAAUGUGGUUUUGACAUUAAAGAGUAUAGGAAUUCAUGAUGUGAUGAGGUUCGAGUUUAUGGAUCCUCCUCAUGAACAAGCGUUAAUAGCUGCGCUUAACGAUUUAUACGCUCUUGGAGCUCUAAAUAAUAAUGGAGAAUUGACUAAAUUAGGAAGACGCAUGGCUGAAUUUCCUUUGGAUCCAUUUUUAUCCAAGUCGAUAAUAUGGUCGGAAAGAUAUAAUUGUACAGAAGAGGUGAUAUCUAUUAUUAGCAUGCUUACUGUUCAAAGUUCCGUUUUUUAUCGACCAAAAGACAAAAAAUUUCAUGCAGAUAAAGCUCGCCAGAAUUUUAUUCGUCCUGGUGGUGAUCAUUUCACGUUAUUAAAUGUUUGGGAACAAUGGGUAGAUACAAACUAUUCAAUGAAUUGGUGUUAUGAAAAUUUUGUAGUUUAUCGUUCAAUGUCUAGAGCGAGAGAUGUUCGUGAUCAACUUGUUGGUCUUUGUGAACGUGCUGAAGUAGAUUUGAAGUCUAACCCAAAUCCUGGUGACAUAGUACCAAUUCAAAAAUCAAUUGUAUCAGGAUUCUUUAUGAAUGCUGCAAGGCUUUCACGUUUUGGUGAAUCAUACCAAAAAGCAAAGUAUGGUGAACCAGGUCGAACAAUACAUGUUCAUCCCAGUAGUUCAUUAUUCCAAGUAAAUCCAAAAUGGAUUAUAUUUUAUGAAUUAGUACUUACGAGUAAGGAGUAUAUGCGUCAAGUAAUGGAAAUUAAACCUGAAUGGUUAAUAGAAGCCGCUCCAUAUUAUUAUUCAAAGUCAGAAUUGGAUAAUUUAGAUGGUAAAAAGAAAAUGCCAAAAAAUAAUAAUGGCGAAAAAAAAAAUAAUGAUGCCGCAUAA
This is a messenger RNA of Racocetra persica, 2841 nucleotides long. The record is from the annotation of a GenBank genome assembly. Lineage: Eukaryota; Fungi; Glomeromycota; Glomeromycetes; Diversisporales; Gigasporaceae.